CUCAUCCGAUCAACGAUCAACAAAGCAGCUCCAUCAAAACAGAGCGAAGAGUUUUCACCCUCAUUUUGCCAACCCAAGUGAAAAGACAAAGGCAACAGACAAUCCUCGCUGAAGCAAUAGCCGAAUUUGCCAUGGGCGACCUCCUGGACGAUGUAUUUCGCAUCCUCGCAACGGCGACCAAAUUGGAAGACAACGAUGACACCAAGAUCGAGGCAGCUACCAAGUACUAUGAGGCAAUCUACUUGAUGCGACAGUACAUUCAGAGACUCCCAGCCACAUCUGAACAGCAGCAAAAGCGAGACCUUUUAGAGGAAAAGGCAAAGCACUAUGAAAAAAUUGCACAGAAUUGCCUUAGGACUGGCAAUUCACUGGCAGGAAGCAGCAAAGAAUCACCCUGUUCGGACACCCGACGAAGCAUUACUACCGAUCCAAGGUCUCCAAUUGCCAAGCACGGAUUUUUCAAUGAGGACUCCAGCGUAGUUCCGUUGCCACCACCUUCUUUUUCGCCAGUCAAACCUCAGUCGCCUCGGUUCAGCUUGUCUGCCCUUGUCAACCAAACUACAAGUCAGGCCAAUGCCAAAUUAGCAACUGCUAUGGACGCCGACGAAAGGGGUGAAAAGAAUGCGGCAAUCGCCACCUACAUGGACGCUGCCGAGUUGUACCUGAAAGCAAUGAAAGCUGCCGAGGAUAAGAAUGGCAAGACCAGUGGAUGUGGAGAAAAUGUGGCCGUCGUCCUGAGGCGUCGUCUUGAGCAGACAUUGGACCGUGUGGAGCAAUUGAAGAAUCCAAAACCACGACAACCCACAAAAGUUCAUAUGGAGCAGAGACAAAGGCAGCAACAACAGCAGCGCUCCAAAUCUUCUCUGACGCCAGAGGAGGUUUCAGUUUUGACCAGAUCAAGUCUCAUAUCGAGUGGACUAUUCUUGCCGUGGUCAGAUGACGACGCUCAAGCCUUGAAUGCAGAGCUCAAAUCACCGAUGAACCUCUUUAGAGAUAAGGGAGACUUGCCUCUAGCCGACAAACAAAAGAAAACAUUCUACAAGUGGGCCAGACCAUCAGAGAUAUUGCAACUAAGACAGCACUUGAGAGGACAUGGAUCAGGAAAGACCAUGAGUCCAGUGAUGGUCCUUGGGACAGUCUCGCCCUACAAAAUCAAGCAAUAUGGAGUCACGGAUUGCUCCUUCAUUGCCAGCCUUUGUAUCUGUGCUGCCUAUGAGAGAAGGUUCCAAAAGAGCCUCAUCUCUCCCAUUGUGUACCCACAAACACCCGAUGGAAAGAUGGUUUACAAUCCUAAUGGCAAAUAUAUGGUGAAACUCUGGUUGAAUGGAGUUGCCAGACAGGUCGUGGUCGACGAUCGACUACCGAUAGACAAAAACGGCAACUUGCUGUGUGCAAAUAGCCAGAGUCCUCCUGGUCAGCUUGAGAUCUAUGUCCCCAUCAUUGAAAAGGCAUUCUUGAAGAUGGCGGGUGGCUUUGACAAUGGCUAUAACUUCCCAGGCUCCAACAGUGGAGUUGAUCUCUACGCACUGACAGGUUGGAUUCCAGAACGGAUCCUGUUCCCAAAGGAUCCAAACAAAGUGCGAGAUCAUGAAACGUCAAGAGAAAGGGCAUGGGAGAGGCUAAUGUCAGCGCACAGUUUUGGCGAUUGCCUGAUAACCAUGUCGAGUGAAGCUUCCAUAUCCGAGGAGCAGGCAAAUCAGAUUGGAUUGGUGACAGGCCACGCCUACGCGUGCCUCAGCGUGAUGCAAACCCAAAAUGGGAUUAGAUUGCUUCAACUGAAGAACCCGUGGGCACACAAGGGGUGGAAGGGAAGGUACUCUUGCUAUGAUACUAUCAACUGGAAUCCAAAGAUAUGUGCAGAAGUGGGAUACAACCCAGAGUUGGCCAAGAAGUCGGACGACGGCGUCUUUUGGAUCUGUUGGGAUGAUGUGCUCGUCUACUUCCAGAAUGUCCACCUUAGCUGGAACCCGGAUUUGUUCGCCUACAGAACUUCUACGCAUGGCUUCUGGCCCAAGGCUCUGGGACCCCGUGAUGACACGUUCAACUGCGGUGAAAAUCCACAGUAUGCGAUGACUCUGUCUCAAAAGGCAAUCAAGAAAGGCGCCAGCAUCUGGAUUCUCAUAAGUAGACAUGUCACAAAAUCCGAGCAAGAGGGGGCAGAGGUCAAGGACUAUUUGACAGUUCACUUGCAUAGAAACGACAAAGCAAAGGAGAGAAUCUUCUAUCCUCGCACCAAGCGCAACGUGCUCACUGGGGCAUACACCAACAAUCCACAUUGCUUGGUUAGAUACGAUGUGACUGAUCCCGCAGAUGAGUAUCUGUCCAUUGUACUGUCCCAGUAUGAGAAGUCACACGAUCUUUCCUACACAUUGUCUUGCUUCUGCACGGAACCAUUCACCUUAGGCCAGCCAGCAAAGGAGCUACCUUUUUCACGGUCUCUGACAUCCAGCUGGACGCCCUCCUCAGCUGGUGGUCCCAUUGGCAAGAAGGGAUUUUAUAGCAAUCCAAUGUUUGCAAUUGAAGUGCCGGACGGAGGGGCCACCUUUCAAAUUCAAUGUUUGGCGCCAAAAACUCUUGCAGUGAACGUGAUGCUCGUGCCUGUCCAAUCAUACGGUCAGAGGGCAACGCGCGUCACAUCUGAUCCUCCCGUUGACUCAGGCAACUAUCGCCAUGGCUUUGUUGUGACGAAACGACAACGAGCAGGAGCUGGGCCUUAUGCUCUCGUUGUCUCGGCCUACAACGCUGGCGAGGUGGGCACUUUCAAAGUGAAGAUCUCAACAUCAGUGAAAAUUUCCCUUAUUGACGAGAUUUUAAGCUAGGUGUGCGGUCGUACCUCGACGGGCGGGUUCGCUUGUUUUCGCUGUUUUGCCACUCGGCACCAGAACUCCAGCCUGAAGGCUUGUCUCUGUCAAUCCCAGUAAAUUAUAUUUAGAAUACUCACUUUUUGCUGCAAUUGAUGAAUUCAAGCCUUCGCACCAAAAUCGAUUACAUUAAUAACACUCCAACGACGACCAUGAAGCCAUUCCACCCACACACAGGAAAUACAAUAGGUGUCCAAACAUCACCAACAAAUACCCAACACCAUUGGUACAGAAACCCAUCUUCAGAGAUACCGUGGAGUCCCCACAAUUGGGAUGAGAACUCGACCCAAACCAUGACGCCACUCAACUUCGAGGAUACUUCUAGUAUUGAUACCUUUCCCCUGGCCACCUUUCACACAGACUCUCU
Seminavis robusta is the source of this 3228-nucleotide messenger RNA. Lineage: Eukaryota; Bacillariophyta; Bacillariophyceae; Naviculales; Naviculaceae. The record is from the annotation of a GenBank genome assembly.